Molecule: messenger RNA, 555 nt
Organism: Linum trigynum
Lineage: Eukaryota; Viridiplantae; Streptophyta; Magnoliopsida; Malpighiales; Linaceae
Source: the annotation of a GenBank genome assembly
ACCACAAGCACAAUCACACAUAGAACAGAAAAUUACGUCUCGACAGUCGGAAAAGUGAUCGACAAUGAGGCCACAAAUGAUCACGACUCUCGCCUUCGUCUCCAUCGUCGUCGCCGGCGCGUUUUCGGCCGGAGCCACGCCGUCCGAUGGGCUUCCCCUGCUUCCACCGCUGCUUCCCCCGCUUCCGGCGCUGCCCCCAUUGAGCGGGUGGCAGCCGAUCAGCAACCUGACGAGCGUGUGGGAAUUCGCCGAUUUCGCGGUGACGACGCACAACCACUGGGCCCCGGUUCACCAGGUGAAGCUGGUGGGCGUGGAGAAGGCGGCGUCGAAGGUGAUCGUCCCGAGCGUGAACGUGCUGUACCAGAUGGUCCUGACGACGGUCGACGGCAGCGCUGGCGUCGGAGUCGGCACCCAGCAGUUCAAGGCGGUGGUCGGGGUGCUGACAUCGAGCGCCACCGGCAAGAACGUCAAGACGCUGCUGGAGUUUCUUCCCAAGCUGGUUUAGAGGGCAGGAUUAGUAUUAAUGGUAGCUGUUAAUUAAGGAUGAUUCGUCCC